Molecule: messenger RNA, 4201 nt
Organism: Mus pahari (shrew mouse)
Lineage: Eukaryota; Metazoa; Chordata; Mammalia; Rodentia; Muridae
Gene: Fggy
Product: FGGY carbohydrate kinase domain containing
Exons: 15
Coding region: 133-1734 (533 amino acids)
Biological process (GO): carbohydrate metabolic process
Molecular function (GO): phosphotransferase activity, alcohol group as acceptor; kinase activity
Source: RefSeq, a predicted model, not a curated record
UCAUUGUUAAAAGAGGACGCUGAGUUGAGUUUUCGCCCCAGUCCCGGGACAUACUUUCUGUAGGCUGUCACCAACAAAACUGAACCUGGAGGAGUGGUUCUUUAAGAAGCCGAAUUUAAGGUAGAAGGGACCAUGAUGUCUGGCGGAGACCAGGAACCAGGUCACUACUAUGUGGGCAUCGAUGUGGGAACAGGUAGUGUUCGUGCGGCUCUAGUGGACCAGAGAGGGGUCCUUUUGGCUUUCGCAGAACAGCCAAUUAAAAAGUGGGAGCCCCAGUUCAACCACCACGAGCAGUCCUCAGAGGACAUUUGGGCAGCAUGUUGCCUUGUCACAAAGGAAGUUGUUCAAGGGAUUGAGGCACAUCGAAUCCGAGGACUUGGUUUUGAUGCCACGUGUUCUCUGGUUGUCUUGGAUAAAGAGUUCCGUCCUUUACCAGUAAACCAUGAAGGGGACUCUUCUCGAAACGUUAUCAUGUGGCUGGACCAUCGGGCUGUCAGCCAGGUUCACAGGAUUAAUGAGACCAAGCACAGUGUCCUUCAGUAUGUGGGUGGUGUGAUGUCUGUGGAGAUGCAGGCCCCAAAGCUCCUGUGGCUGAAGGAGAACUUGAGAGAGAUUUGCUGGGAUAAGGCGGGACAUUUCUUUGAUCUCCCAGACUUCUUAUCAUGGAAGGCAACAGGUGUCACAGCACGGUCUCUCUGCUCCUUGGUGUGCAAAUGGACAUAUUCAUCAGAGAAAGGUUGGGAUGACAGCUUCUGGAAGAUGAUUGGACUGGAAGAUCUCACUGAUGAUAAUUACAGCAAAAUAGGAAACUUCGUGUUGCCUCCUGGAGCUUCUCUUGGAACUGGGCUCACACCAGAAGCGGCCAGUGAGCUGGGUCUUCCUUCGGGAAUUGCUGUGGCGGCCUCACUCAUUGAUGCCCAUGCGGGAGGACUAGGAGUGAUCGGGGCAGAUGUGAGAGGUCACGGGCUCACCUGUGAGGGACAGCCAGUGACGUCAAGGCUGGCUGUCAUCUGCGGAACAUCGUCUUGUCACAUGGGGAUCAGCAAAGAUCCAGUGUUUGUACCAGGUGUCUGGGGACCUUAUUUCUCAGCCAUGGUUCCUGGGUUCUGGUUGAAUGAAGGUGGUCAGAGUGUGACUGGAAAAUUGAUAGACCAUAUGGUGCAGGGCCACCCUGCCUUUCCUGAACUACAAGCCAAAGCCACAGCCAGAUGCCAGAGUAUAUAUGCAUAUUUGAAUAGUCACCUGGAUCUGAUUAAGAAGGCUCAGCCUGUGGGUUUCCUCACUGUUGAUUUACAUGUUUGGCCAGACUUCCAUGGCAACCGGUCUCCCUUAGCAGAUCUGACUCUGAAGGGCAUGGUCACUGGAUUGACAUUGUCUCAGGACCUUGAUGAUCUUGCCAUCCUCUACUUGGCCACUGUUCAAGCCAUUGCUUUUGGGACUCGCUUCAUCAUUGAAACCAUGGAGGCAGCAGGGCACUCUCUCAGUACCCUCUUCUUAUGUGGAGGCCUAAGCAAGAAUCCGCUUUUUGUGCAAAUGCAUGCUGACAUCACUGGCUUGCCUGUGGUCCUGUCACAAGAGGUGGAGUCUGUCCUCGUGGGAGCUGCUAUUCUGGGUGCCUGUGCCUCAGGGGACUUCACUUCUGUGCAGAGCACAUCUGUGGACAAGAUCCGGUACUGCAAAACAGUCCGAGCUGAGGUUUCAGCCUGGAGAGGGGACCUUCUGAGAGGCCGGUGAAGGAGAGAGAUGCACAGCCUAUCUUAGCUCAGUACAGAGCCCACCUCAUGUCCUCUGUUUCCUCAUGGCCGGCUAGCACCUUGGUCUGGAGGAGCCUGUGUUCAGGGUUGCAGGUCUUCCGACUGUGGCCAGGCCAGUCACACCUACUGCCAUCUGCUGGAGUGGGACCUGGACGAGCCAGCGAGAUGACUGCAGAUGCUAGAGGCGAAAUUUACAAGCAGUCCCGAACUGGACAUUUAAACAUGUGCUUCACCUCCUAGGAGACAACAGACUGUUUUGUGUCUGACUCAGUGUAGUAGAAUGGGGAGAUGGAACUCUGUUUUCCAGGGCAUCCUAACACUGAUAGCAGAAGAGAUCCAUUCUGUACGUACAGCUGAUAAUUAUAGUCUUGACUACUGACUGAUUUAAUCUCCAGAGCCAUCGCAGUAUUUAAUGGCGCUUUGCCAACAAUGGUGACCGGCAAACACAGUUGUUUCUCUGGGUCACAGGCAGCAAGAAGUGAAGCUCAGAUAAGGAUGCACUAGGCUUGGCACACCGCGAAGUGCUGAAACCCACUUCUAUAAAUUUUCUCUGAGAACACUGAGUGUGUGCUGACCUCGCUAAACGGAGCUUCCAAAAUACAGUUCCAAGUUUAAUCAAUCCUAGCCAGUCUUUAGAGCUGGAUAAGCAUGUAAUGCCCCCAAAGCGGAGGUGAGACUCCACAGGCAUAGCCUGGAGCUGGCUAAGAAGGGAAGGAAGCAUUGAUUAUAGAGCACCAGCCCCUUAGAGAGCAGGGCUACUCUGAAUGGACUCAGCCUCUUCACCAGCCCACACCAACACCAGCUCUCCACUUUCCUUAUGUCUCACUCUGUAGUGUAUGUGAAUCACUGAGUGACUCUGGUUGUGGCCUGGACCAAGACCUCCUCCGCUUUGGGUCUUCAUCUCCUCAUCUUUACACUGUAAGGGUCAGACUUCAGGUUUUUCACACAUGUUAAGCAACGGAACCUCAGCAAAGCCAACAUCUAAGAGAAUGUACCAUGCAUCUCCCACUUACCGCAUCACUCUUUUUGUUUUUCCUCAGUGUAGACUACCCUAGAAGGUCCCUGCUGAGCACAAGGGCUGAGCCACAUUGUUUAACGGGAAAUACUGAAUGAAUUUUAUAUACCUAAAGAUGCAUGAUAAAAUAAUGACAAAGUAGCCUGACUGUUAAGAAAGAUAGACUGGAGAGCUGUCACCACAGGGCUGUGUACCUUAUUCACAGCUGACAAACUGUCUCUCUAGUGGGGAGGUGCUUCCGUCUAUCCGACAGUGUCUGGUGACUUGUUACAAAGGGACUCUCUGUCAGCUCUUGCAGGUAGAAUUCUUCCCAGAAUGCUUUUCGAGACUGGCCUUCUAUCUGGAACUCUGACCUCUGGCUUCACCACCAAUAGGAGUCAUCUGGGGAGAGCCAUGGAACUGUUCCUCCCUGCCUUAACCAUCAUCCUUUGCUGAUGGGAGGAGGUUGGCAUUAACAGCGUCGGUUUAAUUCCUUCUCAGCACUUCAAGCUUUGAGUUAUCAGUACUUGGCCCUGUGCUGAAGCAUCAUGUAAGGUUUAAUCGCACCCAUGCCAUUAGAUUGACAGAGUCACUAGUGGAUGUCCAUUCCCUUCAUGGUUGCCCUUGAUAAAGACCCUUUAUGUAAAUACCCCAAGAAUAAGAAUUUCGCUUAACUCAUUUCCCUAUCUCUAGGGUCUAACACAGCCAGACACAGACAUGCUGCUUGGGAAAUCCUUUUCAUUCAUUAAGCAAAUAGCCCUAGGUAUUUGGUCAAGUCAAAUCCUCAUCACCGCUACAAUUGAGUGGGCAAGAUGGUGAAACAAUAAAUGUAAAUGCAUAUUAUAGCUUGGGUCAAUAGUUAAAAAAGGAAAAGAACAUGUUUGAUGGAAGAGCUAAUUAGCGUGAUUGAUAGCUGAAUGAGAAUAAAUGACUUUCAUUCCUAACUCUGAACCUGUCUCAUUUGGUCUCUGAAAAGAGUAAUCAUCGCUAUUAUGUCCAUUGUUACAACUGCUACUCCUGUUUCUUAUGUAUAUGUUGCAUUCUAAAUUUUAUGUUAGUGUUUUUCACCCUGAUUAUAUAAAUUCAUGAACUAACCUUGCCUGGUGGGCCUCCUUAUUUCAAAUGAAACAGACAAGGCCCAGGAAUAUUCUUCAUACGAUGAGAUAGCUAGUGUCAUUGAUGAUGCUCGAACCAAAGCUGGCCAGACAAUCUUCUCUUCUGAGAAAGGGGAAUGUCUCCUGAACUCCUAAGUGAUCACUGCAGGUUCAACCUGGAUCCCAGUUUGAGAAGCCCCAAGUUAUAUUAUGUGGCAAAAGUCUCAUUCCAUUAGAUCAAAGGGCAAAACCAAAACAACCAUAACAAAAAUGAGUUGCUGGAGAGUAUGUAGGAAAAAAAGGAAAAUAAUUUUGCCUUGGCCAUCUCAUGGUCACCUUCCAGCAGUAGAAAGCCAUCG